Messenger RNA from Heteronotia binoei (common prickly gecko), 806 nucleotides. It is a transcript of the gene ISX, whose product is annotated as intestine specific homeobox. The coding region runs from base 1 to 702 and encodes 233 amino acids. NCBI's taxonomy places the organism in Eukaryota, Metazoa, Chordata, Lepidosauria, Squamata, Gekkonidae. Gene Ontology annotation, biological process: regulation of transcription by RNA polymerase II. The transcript has 4 exons. Gene Ontology annotation, molecular function: RNA polymerase II transcription regulatory region sequence-specific DNA binding; DNA-binding transcription factor activity, RNA polymerase II-specific. The record is from RefSeq and is a predicted model, not a curated record.
AUGGGUCUCUAUGGGAUACGUCAGGAUUUGCCUUGUCAUAACUCUGCAUCUCUCACGGGGAACACUCCUGGGCUGGAAGGUGUUAGGGAGCCAACUAAUGGUGGCCAUGCCUCCGGGGCCGCCCACUUGUACACCGGAGUAGCAGUGUGCACCCCAGUUCUGUCGCUGGCUGGGAGUGGCACCAUUCUGCUAGCAGCCAUUGGUGUGAAGAAAGGGAAGCGCAGGAUCAGGACAACAUUCACUACAGAGCAACUCCAAGAACUCGAGAGAAUCUUUCAAGUUACACACUAUCCAGAUGUCCACAUCCGCAACCAACUGGCUGCAAAGAUCAACCUCCCAGAAGCCAGGAUCCAGAUCUGGUUCCAGAACCAGCGGGCAAAGUGGAGGAAACAUGAAAAGUUUGGCAGUUUUGGUGGCCUUCAGCAUGUUACUGAGGUUGAUUUUAUUCCAGCCCCAAAGUCAGACAUAACCGAUCCCUGCCUGAUACCCAGCAACAUAUUUGAUACACGUUUCACUGGGAGGUAUUACACAUCAAGCUCAGGGCAUUCUAUGUUUAUCUGGCCACCAAACAUGGUACCUGUUCACAUGGACCCUGUAGCAUCCUCUAAGCCUUAUCUGCUCUUUGACUGCCUCCCACCAUACACCCUCCCUUCUCUGCCCCUGAAGGAAGCCUGGAGCCACAUCUGUGCCAAUUUCACAUAGAGGAGUAUGAAAUGCUUGGAGGCAAUGCUGUGGUUUUCUAAGCAGACACAUCAUCAUCAGUGAGAAAAUGUGACACAGUGGCUAAAAAUCUGUAUGUGGAUGAC